Molecule: messenger RNA, 2181 nt
Organism: Manduca sexta (tobacco hornworm)
Lineage: Eukaryota; Metazoa; Arthropoda; Insecta; Lepidoptera; Sphingidae
Product: zinc finger protein 39
Exons: 2
Coding region: 163-1260 (365 amino acids)
Biological process (GO): regulation of DNA-templated transcription
Cellular component (GO): nucleus
Molecular function (GO): RNA polymerase II cis-regulatory region sequence-specific DNA binding; zinc ion binding; DNA-binding transcription factor activity, RNA polymerase II-specific
Source: RefSeq, a predicted model, not a curated record
UUAUAUGGAACACGACUGGCUACGACCUAUCAAAAUCGCAAAUCAAUACAAAACUUGUAUCAUAACAAAACCAAUAUCGGUGUUUUUAAAUAAAGAUUGAGGGGUAUUUAUUUACGUGGUGUGUUAAUAUAUAUUUAAACUAUCUUUAGAUUUAAUGCAACAAUGAGUUAUAAAAACAACUGUCGAACUUGUUUAAACAGUGAAAAAGAAAUGCGCAACAUAAACUCAACGAUACUCAUAGGAGGUGAAGACAUUAAAUUAUCAGAUAUAUUGCAGAUUUUUUAUAAUUAUCAGUUCACUGAUGAUCCCAAUCUACCAGAAAAUAUUUGCAUCAACUGUGUUCACCAACUGACCAUCACAUACUCCUUUAAACUCCUCAUCAACACUAGCAUGAAGACAUUAACAGAGAAUUUAAACCAAGUAGAUUCAAACAGUGAAAACUAUGAAUGUCAUUUAGAAUCAGAAGAAAAGGUAAUUGGGUCUUAUAAAAGAAAAAAACCAAAUAAGUCAUAUGUAAGUACAGAUGAUGAGUUGAGAUCCAUAUUUUGUGUAGAAUGUAAGGCAGAGUUUCAUUCUGUAAAAUAUUUAAACGAACAUUGCAUGAACAACCACCCAAUCAAAUCAGAAAUUGGCAGAGAUUGUGACUAUUGUAAUGAAAAGUUUGAUGAUUUCCGAUCCUUAGUAUUGCACAGGAAAUUACAUUUAAAACCAUAUUUGUGUGAAAAUUGUUGGGAAGGAUUUUACAGUGAAAAUGAGUUAAAUACACAUUUAUGUCAACCAAAUGUACAAAAAGAAAAGAAUAAGUCUGAGAAAGUGUUACAGCAGUGUGACCAGUGUGGAAAGUCCUAUCCACCAGGGUACAUACGAAUACACAUGUUGACACAUGGGAAUGAUAGGCCAUACAGCUGCAAAUAUUGUCCAAAGAAGUUCAAAGUGCCGGGAGGGCUGCACUCACACAUACUGUGGAACCAUAAACGCACUCGAAAUCACAAAUGCGAAGUAUGUAAUGCUACUUUCAUAUCUUCUAGUUCAAGAAGCUCGCAUAUUCGUAAAAAUCAUUUGAAGGAGAAGAAAUAUAGAUGUGAUAAUUGUGGGAAGAGAUUUUUCUCUAAAUCUGAACUGCAGAGGCAUUCUCUAACUCAUACAGGGGUGAAAAACUUUCAUUGUCAUUUGUGCGACAAGUCCUAUCAGACUAGAUAUGGCCUCAAUGUGCAUUUGCGGUCACAUUCACAGAUUACUAUGAAUGUGCUUAAUUUGUAAUCACAUUCCUCACUUAUAAGUAGACAUUGUUAAGAUGAAAUGGCGCCUGCCUCCAUGGCGUAGUUGUACUGCAUAUGCGGCACGGCAAUGUUAUGAGGUCGAGCAAAUUGAUAUUGGAGUUUUUCUUACUCAUUAUCAGCCAUGAGUCUGGAAUUUGUGCCCGAUAUGGCGAUAGGCUCAUCUCCUAUCGUAUGGGACGGAACACAUUUGGCGAAAAGUGGGUGCCCUGAUUGCACCUGUGCAUACCCCUUCAGGAAUAAAUAUAUGAUGUGUGUUAAGAUGAAAUGAAUAAAAUAUUAAAGGUAUAAUGGACUCCCUGUUAUAAUUUUUUUUGAAGUGCCCGUAAUCCAAUAUCUAUUCAAAAAUGUAUUACAACAUUAUUAAAAUUAGUUGAGACUACUUCACUGUCACUCUUUUAUUACCAAUAUUUUAAUUGCUGCAUCGUUUUUAAUUACAAAUAAUAAAUUAUUUCAUAUUACUAUUUAUUAUUAGGAACGACAAUAUAGUCAUUCUUAUUGGCAGUAUUUAAUUUUAGGCACAUUUGAAGCAUUAUGUAUUCUGAAUGGCCACCGGCCACAGAACCAAAUUAUUUUUCAUAUAUUCUCGGAAAUCUCAAAGGACAAAUAAAAAAUGUAUACAUACAGAAACUUUAAUAAAAUUAACUUAUUACAAAAACUAUGCGACAAUAACCAAAAGCAGGUGGUAUAGUAGAUAAAAUAAUAUUUUUUGAACAAAGUAAAUGUCUACACUAAAUAGGCACUAACAAUAAUAGCUGUGUAAGUUAGAUUUAUUUCAAAUAACCAUUAUGGACUGAAGGUACUAAUAUAAAUAUUACUAGAAUAAUUGGUCCUUCAAGCCAGAUUAUUGGAGGAUUUUUUUUGUAGUGUUACUGAUAAAACUGUCACACUACAAAAAAAAAAA